AUGGUAAUGGUUCCAUCACAAAUCGAUAAUUUCUGUGUUAAGAUCGCCAACAUAGUGGAAUCCUUGAAUUACAUUUAUACAGAUGACCCAAAACAUAAAGAUUUGGUUGAAGUCUGCAAGGUAGUUUAUAUUCAUCUCAUAAUCAGAUUUCAAUUAUUGUAUUGUCAGGCAGAACACACAAAUGUUCUAAGGAAUCUUGGAGUUCUGCGUCAAUACUUUGAAGGUCCCGGUCAAAAUGAGAAAAUGGUCAAACAAGUUUGGCAGCUGGAACAGUUAUUCGUUGGUUUUCAGUCGAUGAUAGCUGAAAUCGAGGUGGAGGCGGCCGUUGUCCACUACGUCAGCCAAAUUGAGCCACUUUUCAAAACAAUCUCUAAUGAACUGAGGAAGUGA
Caenorhabditis sp. 36 PRJEB53466 is the source of this 390-nucleotide messenger RNA. The record is from the annotation of a GenBank genome assembly. Lineage: Eukaryota; Metazoa; Nematoda; Chromadorea; Rhabditida; Rhabditidae.